Molecule: messenger RNA, 2047 nt
Organism: Dipodomys ordii (Ord's kangaroo rat)
Lineage: Eukaryota; Metazoa; Chordata; Mammalia; Rodentia; Heteromyidae
Gene: Neurod2
Product: neuronal differentiation 2
Exons: 2
Coding region: 199-1350 (383 amino acids)
Biological process (GO): nervous system development; regulation of DNA-templated transcription
Molecular function (GO): protein dimerization activity
Source: RefSeq, a predicted model, not a curated record
AGAGAUGCCACACUCGCUCCGCGGCUCGCAUGGCGCUCUGAAGACGCCGGCGCCCGCCGCCUUGAGGAGCCGCUGCCCCCGCUCCCAGAAGAUGGGGGAACAAUGAAAUAAGCGAGAAGAUUCCUCUUCUCCCCCCCUCUCUCUCUUGCCCCCUCCCCCCUCCCCUCCCCUCUCCCCUUGACUCCUCUCUGAGGCACCAUGCUGACCCGCCUGUUCAGCGAGCCCGGCCUCCUCUCCGAUGUGCCCAAGUUCGCCAGCUGGGGCGACGGCGACGACGACGAGCCGAGGAGCGACAAGGGCGACGCGCCGCAGCCGCAGCCACCGCCGGCGCCCGGGCCGGGGGCUCCGGGGCCCGCUCGGGCCGCCAAGCCAGUUACCCUCCGUGGAGAAGAGGUACCGGAGGCCACGUUGGCCGAGGUCAAGGAGGAAGGCGAAUUGGGGGGCGAAGAGGAGGAGGAAGAGGAGGAGGAAGAAGGGCUGGACGAGGCGGAAGGCGAGCGGCCCAAGAAACGCGGGCCCAAGAAACGCAAGAUGACCAAGGCGCGCCUGGAGCGCUCCAAGCUGCGGCGGCAGAAGGCGAACGCGCGCGAGCGCAACCGCAUGCACGACCUGAACGCCGCGCUGGACAACCUGCGCAAGGUGGUGCCCUGCUACUCCAAGACGCAGAAGCUGUCCAAGAUCGAGACGCUGCGCCUAGCCAAGAACUAUAUCUGGGCGCUCUCGGAGAUCCUGCGCUCCGGAAAGCGGCCCGAUCUGGUGUCCUACGUGCAGACUCUGUGCAAGGGUCUGUCCCAGCCCACGACCAAUCUGGUGGCCGGCUGCCUGCAGCUCAACUCGCGCAACUUCCUCACCGAGCAGGGCGCCGACGGCGCGGGCCGCUUCCACGGCUCCGGCGGCCCGUUCGCCAUGCACCCCUACCCGUACCCGUGCUCGCGCCUGGCCGGCGCACAGUGCCAGGCAGCCGGCGGCUUGGGCGGCGGCGCGGCGCACGCCCUGCGGACCCACGGUUACUGCGCCGCCUACGAGACGCUGUAUGCGGCGGCGGGCGGCGGCGGCGCGAGCCCGGACUACAACAGCUCCGAGUACGAGGGCCCGCUCAGCCCCCCGCUCUGUCUCAAUGGCAACUUCUCCCUCAAGCAGGACUCAUCGCCCGACCACGAGAAGAGCUACCAUUACUCUAUGCACUACUCGGCGCUGCCGGGGUCGCGGCCCACCGGCCACGGGCUGGUCUUCGGCUCGUCGGCUGUGCGAGGGGGCGUCCAUUCGGAGAAUCUCUUGUCUUACGAUAUGCACCUUCACCACGACCGGGGCCCCAUGUACGAGGAGCUCAAUGCGUUUUUCCAUAACUGAGACCUCGCGCCGCCGACCCCUUUCUAUUUUUCUUUUGCCUUUGCCCGCCCCCCCUCUCCGCGCCCCAAGCCCCCAUUGAGUGCAAGAGAACCCCCACCUAUUCUGGCGCCGGCCACGGGGUGGGGGGAGCGGGCGGCCCAUCCUGCCACUCUCCGGGGCAGCGCGAUCUACCUGUGGGUGGCCCGUCCCAGGGGCCUCGUUUUCCCCCAGGGGACUCGCCUUCUCUCUUCCCCCAGGGGCUCCCUCCGCUUCUCUCCCAGGAAGUUCUUCUCUAGGGGCCUCUUCUUUCUGGGCGCUCCCUGGAGACACCCCCCUUCCCCAUUCCUAACAUCUUUCUUAGGUUUUCCCCUCCUUCUCCUCCAAGCAGGACCAAGGGCGUGGGUGAGAGGGCAGUGGAGCUGAGGACGCGGGGUUUCCUCUCUCAUUGUUAUUUUAAAAACCAUCACCGUGCUGCCGUGGUCGAAAGGAUCGGGGUACCCCCUCUUUCUUGAAGAGGGCAGAAGUCUAAGAGCUCAAGCCCUGGCCUAGACUGCCUUCACCCCAAACCCGAGUCUCCGCAUUUUGCGAUUUUUAAUUUUGGCGGGAGGGGAUGUGGUUUGAGAGGAAAGAAAGAGAGAGAGAGGUCAAGCCAAUUUGUAACUAAAACCCAUUUUUCCCUUUUUCCUUUUUUUUUAAACAAACAAACAUACAAAAAAAA